This is a messenger RNA of Saccostrea cuccullata (small rock oyster), 1152 nucleotides long. RefSeq lists its product as uncharacterized. The coding region runs from base 1 to 1152 and encodes 383 amino acids. Gene Ontology annotation, biological process: DNA integration. NCBI's taxonomy places the organism in Eukaryota, Metazoa, Mollusca, Bivalvia, Ostreida, Ostreidae. The record is from RefSeq and is a predicted model, not a curated record. Gene Ontology annotation, molecular function: nucleic acid binding. The transcript has a single exon.
AUGUCAAACUAUGAGGAUUAUUUACGACAACUGUAUUACACCCCUGGUAAUCAAGGGGCAUUCUCGGGUCCUGAAAAAUUAUAUCAAGCAGUCAAAGAAAAUGGAAAAUACAAAAUCAGUAGAGCAGAAAUUAAGCAAUUUCUAAACAACGAAGACGCCUACAGUCUACUCAAACCCACCCGUCAAACAUUUCCACGCUCAAGAGUUGUCGUGAACACGAUCGACUCCAUGUGGGAUGCAGAUCUAGCCGACGUUAGCAACAUUUCCAGCUACAACAAUGGUUAUAAAUUUUUGUUGGUUAUAAUCGAUAUAUUUAGCCGGUAUUUGUUUAUACUACCCUUAAAAAGUAAACAACAUGAAAAUAUCAUCAAUGGAUUUAAAAUCAUUUUCCAGAAGGGGAGAAAGCCGAAUACCCUACGUACAGAUAAGGGUACUGAAUUUAAAAACCGCUGGCUUAAGGCAUUUUUAAAAAAAGAAAAUGUAAAUAUCUUGUACACACAGAAUGAAACCAAGGCCAACUAUGCAGAAAGAGUCAUACGCACAAUGAAGAAUAUGAUGUAUCGUUAUUUUUUAAAAAAUAGAACCUAUGAAUAUACUAAUAUUUUACAAGACUUGGUAAAAACGUACAAUACCAGACCACAUAGGAUGUUAGGGGGGUUUUCACCUGUAUCAGUUAACAAGGAGAACGCUGGAGAAGUCAGAUAUACGAGCUACCUAACGAGGAAGAACAAAACCAAAGACAAAAAAACUAAGAUACAGAAACCUGUACUAAAAAUUGUUAAAAAGAAAAAGAGAAAUCCAUACAAUCUAAAAAUAGGAGAUAAUGUGCGUAUAACAGAGAUUAAACACCCCUUUAAAAGAGAUUAUCAACAAAAAUGGACAGAGGAAUAUUUUAAAAUCAGUCAACGCUACCUGAGAGAUGGAAUUCCUGUCUAUAAGUUAAAAGAUUUAGCAGACGAUUCAAUUGAAGGUACAUUUUAUCAAUCAGAACUUCAGAAGGUUAUCAAGCCAGACGAUAUUCUUUACAGGGUCGAGAAAGUACUUAAAAAAAGACGUAGAGGUCAGACUAAGGAAGUAUAUAUAAAAUGGGAAGGGUGGCCUAAUAAAUUCAACUCCUGGAUUUCUGAAAGUUCCUUGGAAAAAUUCGAAUAA